AUGCUGCGCGCCGAACCUUCCGCGGGGGAUCGCGGCCGCUCGCGCUUCUCAAAAGCCCUGCCCACCCCCCCCUCUGCUCCUGAUGCCUCGCGUCCUGUCGAUACCACCCGCCCGCCCUCGAAGCAGCUGCCCUCUGUGCCUCUGCUACCCAAACUCCUCGCCCGCAAACCCGUCAGAAAACCUGUCCUGCCCACGGCGGCGCCACUGCUUGAGAAGCCAUCGCCCAUGUCGCAUUCGCAACCCGAGCCUCGACAUCCGCCAUCGUCACAGCUCUCUCCAUCGCAGUCUGCCAGGUCAACUCUGCCGCCACCACCGCCACCCAUGUCGAUCCCCAGACGACCCGUGGUCCCCGCCAAGACCGACGCGACGGCGUCAUUAUCGACCAAGACGGCGCCUCCCACGGCGGAAGCGCCACCCGCGUCGCCAACGGACAGUAUAGGCAGCUUGUUGUCGGCGUAUUCGAGGAGCUCUGCAGGAGAGUCCAUUAUCAGGUCGUCGGACGGCGCAGGAAGCCAACGAUAUUCGGCAGUGACCAUGUCACCGCAAGAAGAGGUCCGGGGCGGCAGGAAGGACGGUUUGACACCGCUGCCGUCCGUACCCCAGGAAUACGAAGUUCCCAGAGGACGACUGCAGGAAUCAUCUCGCGACCUUGUUCUUGGCAAGGGCCUGCCCUCACAACCAUCGGUCGUCGAUGAGGGUCGCAAGCCAUUCCCGCCCCGAAAAGACUCUGCACGGGCGCCGACUGCUGGCGGCCCGACGACCAUCGUGGCCUCGUCCCCACAAAGAGACCAGCUCUGGCGCCGACGCUCUGGAAAGUCAGAUCGUGACAUACAGAUGCCCGAGCUAAAAUUAACCAACAGUCAUGGAUCGACCGCUGCCUCUCAGUUUCCUUCACACACAUCUAACGCUCCAGAAGUCCCCAACAAAGGCCCGGCGACGAAUCCAUUGUCACACGCCUCGCACGCAAAAUCGCAUUCACACGCCUCUGCACCUGCACCUGUACCUGCACCUGCAUCCGUGGCAGGCACUGAACACGCUUACUCACACGGUGACAAGACCAAUGUCACACCCAACAGCGACGACAUGGGCAACGAAGCAUCAAAGCUGAAGAUCAAACUUUCGCACCUGAACCUGCGUGAUCAGCGAAGUGUGGGCAGUCAACAGCAGGGACAUGGUGGCCUGGUGUCGAUGAGCGACUCGGCUCUUGAUCAGGUGCCACGCCUGCCCACGCCCGAAUAUCAGACGCAGGACAUUCGGACCCCACUUGUUGAUGGCAUCGUCUCGCCCCUCUCGCCGGCGCCAUCACCACACCCGCCCUCCGAAGAGCAACAGGCAGGUCCCAAGCCGCAGGCCAAGCCGUCUAUUCAGCGCAAGGCCAUCGGCGGGCGUGACCUACACAGCACAAAAAGCCUGCCGCAGAUUCGCACGGAAGGUCCCGGCAUCACAAACGCCGAGCCCUUCCCCCCGACACUCUCUACGCCCAUCAUCGCCCAGGGCGCCAUCGCCAGUCCCUCGAGCGCCCACGCCGCUGCAUCUGGCCAGCCACAGCCACAACCGCAGCCGCAGCCGCAGCAAGGGUUUCGGCCGCGCACAAGCUCGCGGUCACAGCAGCAGCGGCCUGCCGGCCUUCCGCUGGGGCCCCCGGCGCUCCGAGAGAAGAGAUCCCAAGCGUUGAGCCUGCGCAGCCCCCACCCUGGCAUGCAGCCGUCGCCCGAGUCGCGCACGUUCCCGGAACUGCGCGUUGAAGACCUGCCGCCGCCCAACGCGGCGGCGCUGCGGUUCCCGGCUACCGUCAUGACGUCUGCGCCGGCGGGCACGGUGUUCCCGGCGCUGCCGAUCAGGCCCAGCAUGGUGGACUGCCACCAGAAGCACCGGUUCAUCAACCGCAGCCGGCAGAAGAACUACGCCGUGGCGUGCCAGACGUGUCACAAGGCGGAUCGCGAGGACAGGUGGAAGUGCGCGGCGUGCGAGCUGCGCAUGUGUGACGGGUGCUUCCACUUUAUGAACAACAACGGGCGCGACCUCAACAAGCUGACCGACUACCUCGAGGCGCACCCCGGCGACAUGGCAGCGCCGCCGACACCGGUGGCGAUGCAGCACCCGGCGCGACCGGGCACGGGCAUGUCCAACUAUGGGUCGCGGCCGGGCACGAGCAUGUCGCAGCACGGGCCCCGACCAGGAACGGCCAUGUCGCAGCGAGCAUAG
Verticillium nonalfalfae is the source of this 2205-nucleotide messenger RNA. RefSeq lists its product as uncharacterized. The record is from RefSeq and is a predicted model, not a curated record. Bases 1 to 2205 code for a protein of 734 amino acids. NCBI's taxonomy places the organism in Eukaryota, Fungi, Ascomycota, Sordariomycetes, Glomerellales, Plectosphaerellaceae. The transcript has a single exon.